GCUCUCACUGAGUUUCCCAGGAUGCGGGCGGGUCGGGCCAAGCACGGGGUGGCGCAUCAUGGCGACAGCAGUUAUUAUCCUGAGGCCUUUGCGCCGAGGCGCCGCCUGGGCGGGGAAGCGACUCCUGUCGGAGGCUGGAGGCCUGAGACGCGGCUGGCGGCGGCAGGCGCAGGUGUCUGGAAAAUUAACUCUUUUCAGAAGAGGGCUUGCACUCUCAACAGUGUCUUAUUUGAGUUAUGAAGCUUACAACUCUAUUUCUCACUUUGCCGUGGUUCAUGCUAGCGUCAAAGUUGAGGAAAUCAUAGAGCAAGCAGACUACCUGUAUGGGAGUGGAGAAACUGAAAAGCUCUAUCAGUUGCUGACCCAGCACAAAAGCAGUGAGGAUGCGGAGAUACUAUGGCGUCUAGCACGGGCCUCACGUGAUCUAGCCCAACUCAGUAGCACCUCUGCAGAGGAGAAAAAGCAACUGGUUUAUGAAGCUCUUGAAUAUGCAAAGAAGGCACUGGAGAAAAAUGAGUCAAAUUUUGCAGUACACAAGUGGUAUGCAAUCUGCAUCAGUGAUGUUGGAGAUUAUGAAGGAAUCAAGACUAAAAUUGCAAAUGCGUAUGUUAUCAAGGAACACUUCCAGAAAGCCAUUGAACUGAAUCCUAAAGAUGCUACCUCAAUUCACCUUAUGGGCAUUUGGUGUUACUCAUUUGCUGAAAUGCCAUGGUACCAAAGCAAAAUAGCUGCAAUGCUAUUUGCAACACCACCAACCUCCACCUAUGAAGAGGCCCUAAGUUACUUUCACAAGGCUGAAGAAGCUGAUCCAAACUUUUACAGCAAAAACUUGCUGCUUUUGGGGAAGACAUACUUGAAGUUAAAAAACAAAAAGAUGGCCCUCUUGUGGCUAACAAAAACCAGGGAUUAUCCUGCACAUACAGAGGAGGAUAAACAGGUACAAAAAGAAGCUGUGGAACUGCUCAAUUCUAUAUGACAAGAACUAAACUAUUAAGAAGAAACUACAUUAAAUGUGACUAAAGCACAGGACAAAAUACCCAGCGCUUGUUCUACUGUGGCUGUUAUUAAAAUUAAAUUUAAUGUCACCUUACCACUGUAUAUCUUUAGUAAAAAGCUGUUGUCAACUACUAGA
This is a messenger RNA of Caretta caretta (loggerhead turtle), 1132 nucleotides long. RefSeq names its product regulator of microtubule dynamics 1 (gene RMDN1). The record is from RefSeq and is a predicted model, not a curated record. Gene Ontology annotation, molecular function: microtubule binding. Gene Ontology annotation, cellular component: cytoplasm; mitochondrion; spindle microtubule. Lineage: Eukaryota; Metazoa; Chordata; Testudines; Cheloniidae.